UUUUCGGCUAUUACACCGUUUAUGCGAUCUGGUUGGAAGAAAGAGUGCACUUUGUAUAAGGUGAAAUUGGCUUUCGGCGCUAUUCAGUCAUUUUAGACUGCGGCCAAAGGCUGGUAGAGGUGACCGAAGCUUGUCAGCCCUCAAGCUCCUUUGGGAUUUCGUAUCGUAAUUAGUAGCUGAUACACCAAGCAAUUACCAACGGCAAAGGCAAUGAGGAUUGCUUUGAGGCAAAAGGAUAGUGCAUAAUACAAACAGGAUUCCGGGAAAACGUAUAAAAACGCCAACAUCACCAUCAGUCAGCAUCAGUUACAGCCGAGCAUUCAUUCACAGCAAGUGAACUAAAUUCAAAAGCCCAACAGCACAUAAAAACACGCAUCACUGCCAAAUAAGCACCGAAAAAGCUGAUAAGCAAACCACAGUCUAUAUUUCCACAACAACAAAAAACAGUAAUAAUGCGUUCAUUCAGCACUAUCUGCUUCCUUGCCUUGAUCUUGGCCAUCAGCAUGUGCAGCUACGGCGAGGCUGCUUACAGGAAGCCUCCAUUCAAUGGCAGCAUCUUUGGCAAACGCAAUUCUUUGGAAUAUGAUAAUGCCAAGGCCAUCACUGCAAUGUGCGAAAUCGCAUUGGAGGCUUGUCAAUCAUGGUUUCCACAAGGCGAAAGCAAAUAGAUAUCGGCCGACUUACUCAACCAUCAUCGAUAGAGUGGCGACUGUGGCAUAUUAACGAUCAUUACUUGAUAAUUAUGAAUAUUAUAUAUGUAUAUAAAUUUAAUACUUCUACGAUAUUGUAAAUUAGUAAUUAAAUUUAUGAACUUCGGAACGAAUAUUAUAACCUAGGCUUUCUGCUCGUAUUAUUUAUAUAGCUAUAUAUAUAUAUAUAUGUAUAUAAAAGUUAAUUUAUAACAGUAAUGUUAUUAAGUAAAAUACUCAAUAAAGCAAAUGCUCAAU
Ceratitis capitata (Mediterranean fruit fly) is the source of this 947-nucleotide messenger RNA. RefSeq names its product neuropeptide SIFamide (gene SIFa). Bases 453 to 668 code for a protein of 71 amino acids. Lineage: Eukaryota; Metazoa; Arthropoda; Insecta; Diptera; Tephritidae. The record is from RefSeq and is a predicted model, not a curated record. The transcript has 3 exons.